UCAUCUAUUUCUUCUUAUUCCCCUCGCCUUCCAUUCUUCAGAGACCAGCGAGAGCGAGAGCGAGAGCGAGAGAAGGGUCUUCUUGUUGAUGAUUUUCUGCUAAUAUGGCGGUGGAGCUAAUGGCUUACAGGAGCGAUGCCUUUGCUGCAACAAGAACAGAAGAGAAUGCAGUGGAAGAAGCUGCAUCUGCGGGGUUACAGAGCGUUGAGAAGCUUAUAAAGUUAUUAUCUCAGAGGCAGCAGCAACAACAGCAGCUAGAGCAGGUCCAUGCCUCGUCAAACCCUAAAGUUGCCGUGGAGAUUGACAUGGAUUGCAGAGAGGUUGCAGAUGUUGCUGUGAACAAGUUCAAGAAAGUGAUUUCGUUACUGGGUAGGACCAGAACCGGCCACGCUCGCUUCAGAAGGGCUCCUGUAGCUUCUCCUCCCCAAAACAAUCCUACCACCUACGAAUCCUAUGCCGUGGCCCAUCAACAAACGCACCAGCAACAGCCACAGCCUCAGCAGGAGGAGGGGAAAGAGAAACAAUCAUCUGGGUCCAAGAUUUAUUGUCCAACGCCGAUCCAACGACUCCCACCUCUUCCAGUUCCUCAUCAGAGUCAACAUCACCAUUACUUCCAACCCAACAACAAUCCUAAUCUUCAGAUGACGAAGAACGGUAUUCUCGAGAGAAAGGAAUCGACAACCACCAUUAGUUUCAGUGCUUCUCCCUCUAUCUCCGCCGCGACUUCAUUCAUGUCUUCGUUAACCGGCGACACGGAUAGUAAGCAGCCUUCCUCAUCCUCGACGUUUCAGAUUACCCAUCUUUCUCAGGUUUCCUCUGCUGGUCGCCCUCCUCUGUCUUCCUCUUCGUUAAAGAGGAAGUGCAGCUCCUCCGACGAUGCCGCCGGUAACAAAUGUGGUGCCUCAUCUGGGCGUUGCCAUUGCUCAAAGCGAAGGAAAUCAAGGGUGAAGAGGGUGGUCAGAGUUCCUGCAAUUAGCUUGAAGAUGGCCGAUAUCCCACCCGACGAUUACUCAUGGAGGAAGUACGGACAGAAGCCAAUUAAAGGAUCUCCACAUCCAAGGGGUUACUACAAGUGCAGUAGCGUGAGGGGUUGCCCUGCAAGGAAGCAUGUCGAACGAGCUUUGGACGACCCAUCGAUGUUGAUCGUCACUUACGAAAGCGAGCACAAUCAUGCCCAUAUCACAGAGCCAACCAGUCUCAUUCUGGAGUCUUCUUAAAGUUCGUUAGUUUCAUCAUCAAAACAGAGAAGGAAAAAGAAAACCCAGAUU
This is a messenger RNA of Telopea speciosissima, 1268 nucleotides long. Its product is annotated as probable WRKY transcription factor 7. Gene Ontology annotation, biological process: regulation of DNA-templated transcription. Lineage: Eukaryota; Viridiplantae; Streptophyta; Magnoliopsida; Proteales; Proteaceae. Gene Ontology annotation, molecular function: sequence-specific DNA binding; DNA-binding transcription factor activity. The record is from RefSeq and is a predicted model, not a curated record. The transcript has 3 exons. The coding region runs from base 105 to 1217 and encodes 370 amino acids.